CUGAACAACAACUGAAAAAUUCUAGACACUUGAACAUUCAGGCCUUUGGAAAUGUUUCGUACACUGCUGAUUGGAUUCUCUUCAAAAGCUUGAAUUACAGCCCCAACUAUUGCUUCGUUUCCAGUGACGUGUUUUGUCCUCACUCGAUUUAGUUCAGGUACGCGUUCUGUGUCUUCAAAUUAUUGACGAUUCUUUGAACUUUAACUUUCAUAAAUAACAUUUCACAAAAAGUCCAACACUUUUCAUAGGCGAAUAUUGAUUCCUUUUUCAACAACACAGAAAUUUCAGCCACUGUUGUUGGUUUUUAAAGUAAUUUCACCAAAUUAAAACAAUUUCACUUUUCUGACAGCGCGCACACUUUUGACAGUUUUUUUCAGUGGUACACAAAAUGCCGCAUAGAAAUGCUUCAUCAAUUGUUUCAAAAGCCCUUUUGCACCUCUCCCAAGACCGUCCUAUUUUCGUCGCCCUUCGCAGUACCACUCAACCACCGGCUGCGAUAAACUACCAAAACCUUCCCAAAAAAAACAAACGCAAAAUCAAUGUGUGGAUUAUGUCGCGCGAAGGCUCCAAUUCGCACUCGGAAUCGUCCAACAGUUCACCGAAUCAGGCUUUGAUGAUGAGGGACAAUAAUGACUUCACCGACUUGACACUUUUCGGGUCUGCAGUGCCGGUUUUUAGCCGCACUGGGACUGUGAGACGCGCUACGAAGAAGGUUGACAAGGAAGGGAGUCUCAAUGGAGAGGAUGUCGAGGUGGUGCAUACGAAGUCGCCGAGGGCGAGCCCCGAGCUGCAUCCGCCGACGAGUGCGGAAGGGAGGUAUCGCAAGUCGCUGGAUAGCACCUACAGACUUAGUUUGGAGUCCAUCUCCGAGUACAAAACCAAGAGCUCCUUCUCCACAUCCUCGCUGUACCCCAGCCGUGAGUGCAGCUCCAUGGAGUCGUCAUCCUCCGACUGCACCGACUAUGCAGUGCGCAGCACCACCGAAACCAACCGCGAGGAAAAAACCCUCAUGAGCCCCGGCUCAAGCUACCUCAGCUGGAUCGAAAGCGUCAACAGCGAGUACUUCGGAAGUGCCACCACCACCACGGCCGAGGUCUCCGACGUCGAUAAUAAAGUGGGCGAGUGGAACAAUUUUUGGUUGAAUUAUAACAGUGCAAGGAGUCGGUACCUCUCAAGUCCAUACUUGAGUACUUCGAAUGAAGACAGGACAGGUGAUGAACUUUCAGACGCGAAAAGCACCUGUAGUACACAGCGCGAAUUCACCGAGAAAAUGAGUUUAGAGCAAGUUAUGUUGACGGUGGAUGAAAUCAAUGAGGCCAUUAAAUGUGCACAGAGGAUUACGGAGAUUUUGCAAAAUGCACUCAAAAGGUCCGAGCAUGAGUUUGAUGACUCGAAGAAUGAUUCGUAUUAUUCGGCACCGUAUUCGCAACACAAUUCCGUCAAAGACGAGGUAAUCGUCCAAAGAGAGCGCUCAUUCUCAUACGCCAUGGACCCUCAGGAAAUCCAGAAACAGAAGCAGCAACUGCAGAAAAACACCCCUCAAUCGUCCAGCAGUAGCUGCAUAAACGCCUUACUAAACACCGGCGUCGCUGACAUCCUCAAACGCGUGAUAACCAAGCGUCGCGACGUCUUCAACCCUAGCGAAUUCUCCCCCGUGUCACGUGCCAGCUUCUCGGACUGGUCGAGCACCAAGUGACUCACACAACACAUCAAACUUUACUUUGUAUCUAAUUCGUGUAUAGUUUUGAUAAAAAACGAAUAAAACGCUCCACGUUCAAA
Tribolium castaneum (red flour beetle) is the source of this 1779-nucleotide messenger RNA. RefSeq lists its product as uncharacterized. The record is from RefSeq and is a predicted model, not a curated record. The transcript has 5 exons. Bases 389 to 1696 code for a protein of 435 amino acids. Lineage: Eukaryota; Metazoa; Arthropoda; Insecta; Coleoptera; Tenebrionidae.